AUGUCUCCACCAAGCAUACCGCACGUUCCUGCCAGCGACGGUAGUCUACCUAUCCUCGCCGCGCUAAAAGAAGCUGGCGGCGUUAUCAUCGAGGGGCUGCUGACCCCGGAUCAAGUCAAGGAUAUGAACAAAGAUCUUGACGAGCCGCUUCAUAACUUGGACCCUGGCUCCAAGCACAACUCUGAAAGAAUCAAGAGCUUUCAUGGAGUGAACACCAAGCGCCUGACAGGUCUUACGACUUGCAGCAAGACAUUUCGGGAUUAUCUCCUUGACCAUGAUCUCUGUCACCACAUUGCAGAGCGCAUUUUUCAUCCUCAAACGGGCACAUACUGGCUUACGACCGCCCAGGUUAUCGAAAUCGGGCCAGGGAAUAAGGAACAAGUCCUACACCGGGACCAGAAUCAGUUCCAGGUUUUUAACCAACUGGGACCUAAUGGACCGGAAGCAACCAUCAACUUCCUGGUCGCCUUGACUGAUUUUACAGAGGAAAACGGCGCGACCCGCGUCAUCCCCGGCUCGCACAAGUGGCCAGAUUUUUCCAUCCCGGGUGAUCCCAAUGACACCAUCCCUGCAGAGAUGAAGGCUGGAGACGCUUGCCUAAUUUUGGGCAAAACGAUCCACGGUGGUGGCGCCAACAAGACAGCUUCAGAGUAUCGCAGGGCUGUUUCAUUUCCCCUGCAAGCUUCGUUCCUCACGCCUGAAGAGGCUUACGUUCAUAUUACCCCAAAAGAAAUUGUCAAAGGGUUGUCGCUACGCGCUCAGCGCAUGAUUGGAUUUCGUUCCCAAUUCCCUAAAGGAAGUCCCGGCCUGUGGCAGGCCAACUACUCGGAAAUCGGCGACCAGAUUGGCCUCCCUGGUGUAGAGGAUGUUGUCGAGCGGAUGAAGGCAGGAGAAGACCAGUUUCAGGAUAUUAGAGAUCUUUGA
Messenger RNA from Aspergillus caelatus, 924 nucleotides. RefSeq names its product phytanoyl-CoA dioxygenase family protein. The transcript has a single exon. The record is from RefSeq and is a predicted model, not a curated record. The coding region runs from base 1 to 924 and encodes 307 amino acids. NCBI's taxonomy places the organism in Eukaryota, Fungi, Ascomycota, Eurotiomycetes, Eurotiales, Aspergillaceae.